Messenger RNA from Camelina sativa (false flax), 431 nucleotides. RefSeq lists its product as uncharacterized. Gene Ontology annotation, biological process: translation. Gene Ontology annotation, cellular component: ribosome; large ribosomal subunit. Lineage: Eukaryota; Viridiplantae; Streptophyta; Magnoliopsida; Brassicales; Brassicaceae. The record is from RefSeq and is a predicted model, not a curated record. Gene Ontology annotation, molecular function: structural constituent of ribosome.
UUGAAGUGAAGAAGAAAAAUGGGGGACAAGAGGAAGAAGACGUUCAUGUUCAUCCGUCUUGUGUCAGCUGCUGGAACUGGAUUCUUCUAUGUCAAGAGGAAGAGUUCCAAGGGACUUCUUGAGAAGCUCGAGUUCCGUAAGUACGAUCCUCGAGUCAACCGUCAUGUCCUCUUCACUGAGCAGAAGAUGAAGUGACAGGGAUUAAAAACUCUACAUUUCAAGAACCAACCAAGUAGUUUUACUUCUUAUCAAAAUCAAAUAACUUGUCAGGUUCAGUCUUGAGGUUUAAGACUUUGUAAGUUUCAUGAUUACUGUCUCAGGAGGGUUUAUAAAAAAAAAAAAAAGCAAAAGACUCUUAUCACCAAAAUCUUGCUGUCAAAGAAUGACUAAUUGACACAAACUAUAUAGAAUAAAACUUAUAUAAAUCAUCA